Messenger RNA from Galeopterus variegatus (Sunda flying lemur), 1078 nucleotides. RefSeq names its product sphingosine-1-phosphate phosphatase 2 (gene SGPP2). Lineage: Eukaryota; Metazoa; Chordata; Mammalia; Dermoptera; Cynocephalidae. Gene Ontology annotation, molecular function: sphingosine-1-phosphate phosphatase activity. Gene Ontology annotation, cellular component: endoplasmic reticulum membrane. The record is from RefSeq and is a predicted model, not a curated record. Gene Ontology annotation, biological process: sphingosine metabolic process; phospholipid dephosphorylation. The transcript has 7 exons.
GUGCAGAAGUACAUUGUGAAGAAUUAUUUCUACUAUUGCCUAUUCAAAUUUUCAGCUGCCUUGGGUCAAGAAGUGUUCUACAUCACAUUUCUUCCAUUCACUCACUGGAAUAUUGAUCCUUAUUUAUCCAGAAGACUGGUCAUCAUAUGGGUUUUGGUGAUGUAUAUUGGUCAGGUGGCCAAGGAUAUCCUGAAGUGGCCCCGUCCCUCCUCCCCUCCCGUUGUGAAACUUGAAAAGAGAGCGAUUGCUGAGUUUGGAAUGCCCUCCACCCACGCCAUGGCGGCCACGGCCAUUGCCUUCACCCUCUUGAUCUCUACUAUGGACAGGUACCAGUACCCUUAUAUAUUAACAGUAAAAUUAGCCAGAAUAUUUGAAACAUUGAUCUGUAACUAAAUGUUACAUUCGGGAAUAACAACAAUACUUGAUGUGCUGGGUGGCGUCCUGAUCACUGCAGUCCUCAUUGUCCUCACCUACCCUGCCUGGACCCUCAUCGACUGCCUGGACUCGGCCAGCCCCCUCAUCCCCGUGUGUGUCAUAGUUGUGCCAUUCUUCUUAUGUUAUAAUUACCCCGUGCCUGAUUACUACAGCCCAACCCGAGCAGACACCACCACCAUAGUGGCUGCCGGCGCUGGAGUGACCAUAGGAUGCUGGAUCAACCACUUCUUCCAGCUGGUGUCCAAGCCUGCUGAUUCUCUCCCUGUCAUUCAGGACAUCCCACCGCUCGCCACCAUGUUCAUUUUGGGUCUGACCAAAUUUGCGGUGGGAAUUGUGUUGAUCCUCUUGGUUCGUCAGCUUGUACAAAAUCUCUCACUGCAAGUAUUGUACUCGUGGUUCAAGGUGGUCACCAGGAACAAGGAGGCCAGGCGGAGACUGGAGAUUGAAGUGCCUUACAAGUUUGUCACCUACACGUCUGUCGGCAUCUGUGCUACCACCUUUGUGCCGAUGCUGCACAGGUUUUUGGGAUUACCCUGAGCCUCAAACACUUGGAAACUAGCCCACUGGACAUGAAAGCCAAGACAUAGGAAAGUUGUUGGGUGGGCAAGUCUCGACAACUUGUUUUUCUUAAAAAAAAAAAAAA